CAGGAUGCUUCGAAGUCUGCUGUCGGCGAGCGGGGCGAACCCGGGGAUGAUCACGGUCUUCAUCGACGGGUACUUCGAGGAGCCCCUGGGGGUGGCGCAGCUGUUUGGGCUCCGGGGGAUCCAGCAUACGCCGAUCGGGACGAAGAGCGCCCGGAUCUCGCAGCACUACAAGGCGUCGCUCACGGCCACCUUCAACAUCUUUCCCGGUGCCAAGUAUGCGAUCAUUCUCGAGGAGGAUCUGGAUGUCUCGCCGGAUUUCUUCAGCUACUUCGGUCAGCUGUCGCGUCUCCUGGACGAAGACCCGUCGCUGUGGUGCGUGUCGGCCUGGAACGACCAGAGCUACGAGCACACGUCCAAGGACCCCGGCCUCCUGUACAGGGUCGAGGGGAUGCCGGGGCUGGGCUGGAUGCUCAAGCGGAGUCUGUACAAGGAGGAGCUGGAGGCGAAGUGGCCGGGUCCCGAGAAGGUGUGGGACUGGGACAUGUGGAUGAGGUUGCCGGAGGUGAGGAAGGGGAGGGAGUGCGUGGUGCCGGAUGUGUCGAGGACGUAUCACUUUGGGGCGUCGGGGCUCAAUAUGAACUCGUACUUUCACGAUAUUUACUUCAAGAAGCAUUCCUUUAACGCUUCGCCCGAUGUGAGGCUCAGGGACCUGAAGAGUCUGAAGCGGAAAAACUACGAGGAGCUGCUGGAGGCGAUGAUCUCAGAGGCGACCGUGGUGGAUCACAGUCAGUCGCCCUGCGAGGAGGACUUCAUUCCCGAGAAAAGGGCCAAGGCACACGUCAUGUACAUCAAGAUGGAGCACGAGAAGGACUACACGACGUGGCUUCAGGUCGCCAAGGUGAGGAAUCUCCAUCGCGGGUGGAUUGCGAAGGGCGUCGCGCGAGGUGUGACGGGUGAUGUUGAUUCCUUUGCAGUGUUUCAAAAUCUGGGACCUGGAUGCGAGGGGUUAUCACCACGGGCUGUGGAGAUUCCACAUGAAGGACAGCCCCAUCCUUGUCAUCGGAGUGCCUUUCUCCGCGUACUCGAAGCACAAGCCUUCGGAUGUGACGCCGAUCUACCUGGAGUCCCAGAAGAAAGAGAAGAGUCGGUAGCUGGCUUCCUCCUGGCAACCCUGUCGGUCUCGUCGACCCUCGUCGACCCUCGUCGACCUGCCAAAGAGAACGGUCGGGAGAAGAUUCCAAGUGCCAGUCCAAGGAAAUGUGAUACCAUUUUGUGAUAGCUCUUCCUUGUCGCUUGCUCCUUUUUCUCCUCUUUUUCUCCAUUGCGUCUCUCUGAAGGUUUUUUUUUUGUAUUUUGUGGAAUGAGUCUGGAAAGAACUUGCGCUCGGGGAGCUUUCGGACCGGGUGCGCGAAUUCCCGAGUAAAAACGUUCUCGAAGUUUGGAAUCCUUUCGAACGAUCCUUUCGGCCACACGGGAGAACUUCGAGCCGAAUUUACUUCGUCAUAAUCUUGGUUCCCAGUGGUAAUCCAAGCCUAUUUAUUCAGGAAGGAUUAGUCCCUUGUUGCAUCUCGCGGAAGAUCCCAGGAAAUCUCAAGUCUCGAUACCUCAUGUCUUAGACCUAUUUUUUUUUUUUCUUUCCGCUUUCUUCAGAUUUUUUUUUUGGCCUUUUAAAAAUUCUGCAUCGAUUCUUGAGACGAUGUCGUGUCCAACUCUCGCGUUUGCUCUUUGCCGAGUUUUUUUUUUCUUCCUUUUUGUCCGUUCAUCACAGUGCACAAUCAAAGUAUUCAGGUCU
This is a messenger RNA of Darwinula stevensoni, 1732 nucleotides long. The record is from the annotation of a GenBank genome assembly. NCBI's taxonomy places the organism in Eukaryota, Metazoa, Arthropoda, Ostracoda, Podocopida, Darwinulidae.